Molecule: messenger RNA, 4311 nt
Organism: Nymphaea colorata (pocket water lily)
Lineage: Eukaryota; Viridiplantae; Streptophyta; Magnoliopsida; Nymphaeales; Nymphaeaceae
Product: pentatricopeptide repeat-containing protein At1g73710-like
Exons: 2
Coding region: 72-2981 (969 amino acids)
Molecular function (GO): protein binding
Source: RefSeq, a predicted model, not a curated record
CAGCGGGAAGGGGAACGGCACGGCCAAGCUUAUAAUCACCUCAACGCCCUAGAGGACGCCCGGAAGUCUGUAUGACGGUUCACCAUUUCUCCUCCCUGCAACAUGGCCAUCGAUGCCUGCAGGCUUGUGCUCAAGGUCCCAAACUUUCUCCUUUAUCCAGGAAACCCGCGCAUGUUUUCCCUAGAAAAUCUUGCGUCUCGCAAGGGUUUAGGCUAUGCUGCCACACGAGGACCCAGUUCUCGGAAAGGGGAGUGAGCAAAGUAAGAAAGAAGAGAUAUGGUGGUUGCAUACCGUCAGUGUUACGCUCUUUGGAGGUUGACAGUGACGUGAGCAACGCCUUGAGGCCUUGGGUUGGAAAGCUCAGCCCAAAGGAACAGACCGUCGUUCUUAAAGAGCAGCAUGAUUGGAAUACAGCACUUCUGGUAUUCCGGUGGUUCAAGUCUCAGGAAGACUACGUUGCCAAUGUUAUACACUACAAUAUUGUCCUUAGAAUUCUGGGAAGAGCACAGAAAUGGGAUCAAUUACGACUUUGUUGGAUUGAGAUGGCCGCAGACGAGGUCUUGCCCACAAACAAUACUUAUGCAACGCUGAUUGAUGUGUAUGCCAAGGGUGGUUUACCGAAAGAGGCACUUGAAUGGCUCAGACACAUGAAGAUCAGGGAAAUAUUCCCUGACGAGGUUACCAUGAACACUGCGGUGCAUGUUCUGAAGGAAGCAGGUGAAUUUGAUCAGGCCGAGCGGUUUUUCAAGAACUGGUGUGUUGGAAAGAUGGAUUUGGACCAGUUGAACAUCUGUACGGCUGAUGCGGAGAUCGGUCCCAAGUAUUUCUUGUCGACGGAGCUCUUCAAGGCUGGUCGACCACGAUUAUCUGAUCAUUUCAACGGCAGGAACUCAAACAAGGUAAGCAACCUGACUGAUUCUAGCACGGACCAAAUGGUUGCAAUUCGCAAACCGAAACUUGCUGCUACAUACAAUACAUUGAUCGACCUAUAUGGGAAGGCCGGGCGUCUCAAGGACGCAUCAAAUGCCUUUGCGGAGAUGUUGAGGUCUGGUGUGGUUCCUGAUAAGGUAACAUUCAACACAAUGAUUUAUACUUGUGGAUCCCAUGGGAACAUGGACGAAGCAGAGGCUUUACUGUGUAAAAUGGAAGAAAGAGGUGUUUCUCCAGAUACAACUACGCUCAACACAUUUAUAGGCUUAUAUGCAACUGCUGGAGACAUGGAUAACAUGCUAAAGUUCUAUAGGAAAAUUAACGGAAUGGGUCUCUUACCUAACGUUGUGACAUAUAGGACUAUAUUGCAGGCAUUUGGUCAGAGGAAGAUGGUUGCGGAAUUAGAGUUAGUGUUGGAGGAAAUGGAGCAAUCUGGUAUUAGUAUUGAUGAGCAGUCGGUACCUGUAAUCAUUCAGAUGUACAUAGACUUGGGGCAGCUUGAUCGUGCCAAGGAGUUUCUUGAAGGCUAUCAACGAGUACGUGGGCUUUCCUCCAUGAACCAUGCUGCUGUUUUGGAUGCUUAUGCUGAGAAGGGGUUAUGGAAGGAAGCAGAGGCUAUGUUCUUGGGCAGGAGGGAGUCAGAAAAGAAGAUGGAGACAAUGGAAUGCAAUGUUAUGAUCAAAGCCUAUGGAAUUGCUAAUCUGCAUGACAAAGCACUUUCUGUGUUCGAGAGCAUGAGAUGUCAUGGUGCUUGGCCAGAUGAAUGUACCUACAAUUCACUAAUCCAAAUGCUAUCAGAUGGAGAAUCAGCUGAUGCUGCAGGAGAUUUCUUAACAAGAAUGCAAGAAUCAGGGUUUAGACCAUCUCGUGAAACUUUCUGUGCUGUCAUUGCUAGGUAUGCCCGUGAUAGUCGAGCUGCUGAAGCAGUAGAUGUAUAUCGGCAGAUGAUAAGAGCAGGAAUCGACCCCAAUGAAAUUGUCUAUGGGUCUUUGAUUAAUGCAUUUGCUGAAGCUGGAAAAGUUGAAGAAGCUCUUCAUUACUUCCACGUGAUGGAAGAAUCAGGAUUAAAAACUAAUCAGGUUGUGUAUACCUCUCUCAUCAAAGCAUACAGUAAGAUAGGUUCUUGGAGAGAAGCACAGGAACUAUACAAAAAGAUGCUCGAUUUGGAUGUUGGCCCAGACGUUAUUGCUUCAAAUAGCAUGAUCCGACUUUAUUCUGAGCUUGGGAUGGUACAUGAAGCCAAGUCAGUUUUUGACAACCUAAGAGCCGAAGGUUCUGUUGAUGGGGUUUCCUUCACCACUAUGAUGCAUCUGUACAAGAACAUGGGCAUGGUCGAUGAUGCAGUUGAAGUUGCUCAAGAAAUGCGACAGUCAAACUUGCUUGCAGAUUCUGCUUGUUAUAAUGCAGUCAUGUCUACAUUUUCUACCAGUGGACAAUUGAAAGAGUGUGCAGAGGUCUUACAUCAAAUGUUGGUGAAAAAGAUCUCUCCAAACAAUACCACUUUCAAGGCGAUUUUCACUGCGUUGAAAAAGAGUUGCCUUCCAAUUGAAGCUACAAGUCAGCUUGUCAUGUUGUACAAGGACAGGAAACCAUAUUCUAAACAGGCAAUAAUAACCUUGCUCUUCUCUGCGGUCGGAAUGCAUUCACAUGCACAAAACUAUUGCGAAAGCAUCAUGAUUGCUGAAGCUAAACUUGAUGUUCGUGCAUACAAUGUUCUGAUUUAUGCAUUUGUAGCUUCUGGUGAAGUAGAUAAAGCGUUAAAUUUCUUUAUGAAGAUGCAAGAUGAGGGUCUUGAAGCAGAUACAAUGACUUAUAUUAAUCUGGUGACAUGCUAUGGAAGAGCUGGACUAAUAGAAGGUGUUAAGCGGAUACAUAGGCAGAUGAAAUCUGGAGAAAUAGGACAAAGUGCGUCACUCUUAAACGCCCUUGUGGAUGCAUAUAGAAAUCUAGGUAAACGGGAUCUUGCAGACUUGGUCAAUCAGGAAAGAUGGUUUGACUCCUAUACUCAACCAGAGGAGGAAACUAACGUGGAAAAUGGUUCACCAUCAUAACCUUCAGAUGAAUACUACAAGAUACUUGUGUUGUGCUGCAAAAUGGGGAAGUGAACGCAGAAUAUGGAUAUAAUCUUUUAAAACGUCGCUGAUACUGAAGCCUUGUCAGCAAUAUUCUAUGGCGAUGCAUAUUAAUCUUUACCAUCAAAUUUUGCAAGUUCUGGCAGGAGAUAAUUUAUGGUCCAUCAUAAAGUUAAGUACAAGAAAGACUACUGCAAAAAAUCCUUGGCUGUAUAAAAUAAUUAUUGCUCUUGAUAGCUUGUACGACUUGGGAAGGACUCUUUCUAAUUCAUACUAUCAUUUGUGCUGAAAGCAGUGGUUCCAGGAUGGCCUUUAGUUGCAUGGAGAGUGCUUUCAAAAAGUUAUCAGCAGUGAAGAGUCUUGUUAAAUAUUACAUUCCUUGUAUGUCCACUCGAUGUUGUCUAUUAUGGAAUGGCGUACAUCACCACAAAGGAAGUGAUCUUAUAGGACCCCAUAUGGCAGGAGCUUCUUGUUUUUUGCUUCAAUCGAUAGGGAAAAAUAAGUACUCGUUGGCCUUAUCAAUCUUUAAUCAGGCAAGAUGGAACCUGUUCCAGAAAAAAAAUGCGCCAUAUAUUUCUGGAAUGUAUGACAUCAAGUAAAGUGUGGAGAUGAACAAGAAGAUGAUACAGAUACUAUAGUUCUCAUGGAGGUAUAUCGUGUCCAAAUCUUCAUACACGCACAGAUUUUUCACUCUGGAGUUGCUGAGGGUUCAUAUUCAUAUAGAAUUGACGCGAUGGAGGCAAAAUCAAGGUUGAGUUUUUUCAUUAGAAUUCGUAUUAGCUAUCUUACGAUGAGUACAUUAUCCUUGCUUGGAUUGGUCUGAUGGGAACCAUUGCAUGCGUUCCAGUCUGAGUUGCUGAGAAUCUGGCGAGUAAAACUGUUCUGACGCUUCAAAGCUCUGCUCAACGAUGUUGCACUUUCUCUGCACAUCCUGUGAGUGAGUAUUGAUGUCUGUUCAGUAUGGUUAUUUUAUACUAGCUUUAUUUUUUCUGGAGAAUUUGUAUUGUGAUAUGAUUUAUUGAGUUUAUUUCACACUCUCAAGCAGUCAUUCAGCUUAUAUGAUUUGUCCUUUUAUCUAGCUCUUCUCUUGUUCUUGUCGAUCUUUUUGACUUGGUCAAGGGGUCUCUUAUGGAAAGUUUCAAGUGUUGCUGCUGCAAGUUGUAUGUGGGCGUCAUGCUCUCUUUGUCAUCAUUAGUAUCAUUUAAUGUGUCUGUUCACCAUCUGUUUGAAAGACUAGAAAACGCCGGUCAUGAGCAAUCUACGGAACACAGCUCAACUCUUAAAGAAUAAAAACAAAGUAAUUCACAAA